AGGCUGCGGCCGUUUCCCAUCCAGCCACAUCGUCCUCCUCCUCCACCUCCUCCACCGAUCCCCCGCCAUUCCGUUCGCCCCCGGCGAGAAGAACCCUAGCGCCCCUCGCUCCUCCGCCCGCCGCAUCCACGGUUUUCCUCCUCUUCCCGUCCGCGGGCGCGAUCGAGGCGACGGCGCUCGCGCGGAAGGACACAAUACUUCCAGGGUAUUCUAAGCAUUCUUGGGUGCAGCUGCAAAGGUUGAAAGCAAACCUGUAAAGAUGACAUCAGAAGGGAAUAAACCUAUUGGACCUGGUGAACCACUGACAGCAAGCUCUGGUGCAAAGCGUAAGCGUGGCCGCCCAAGGAAAUAUGAGUAUUCUACAUAUCAACAACCACAGAUGGCACAGCCCAUUCAGAGCAUUCCACCUCUUCGCAGCACUCUGUAUAACUCGAAUAUCCACCAUGAUGGGGUGCAUAUGACCCAUACAUCAGGUGCUACUGCUGACACUGGAAUGCAUACAGUUUAUGUGCUUCCUGCACAGCCUGUCCAUGGUGAUAGCUCCACUCGACCUAGAGAUUCUGGUAAUAAUACAGUUAAGACUCAGGAAAAUCAAGCCUUCAGUUAUAGCACUGCUCAUGUGCAAGGUAAUUCAGGCAAGGAUGUUAUUAUUGGCAAGCAUUUUGUAGGCAAGAUGACCAAGCAAUCUCCUGGAUUUUCUCUUAUUACGGUUAAAGUGAAGGACAACCAUGUGCUCAGAGGUUGUAUCCCAGAUGCAUAUAACCUACUCCCAAUUACCCCGAAGGAUGAUCUUGCCCCUGAGCUCCCCAUGCUCCGGCUAAGUCAAGUUCAAAAGAAACCAUCUGCAAUCCACAGGCAAGCGCCUACUCCCUUGCCCGUCCGCUUGGAGGAUGUUACAAUUGCAAAACCUCUUCAGAUGAGGAGACCUGUGGAGAAAUCUAAUGCUAAGCACAUCAUCCCUCCCAUUCCAAGACCAUACAUUGGUUCUGGAGUUCUUGCAGCAACACCUAUCUCUGUUAAAUCUGGGAAUGCUGAAUCUGCGUGUCUAGAACCAUCAGUUACCGCGGUGCCAGUUAAAUCUGCUCAACCUAUUUUAAUAUCAUGCACAUGGAAGCGAUGA
Messenger RNA from Lolium rigidum, 1120 nucleotides. RefSeq lists its product as uncharacterized. The record is from RefSeq and is a predicted model, not a curated record. The transcript is spliced from 3 exons. NCBI's taxonomy places the organism in Eukaryota, Viridiplantae, Streptophyta, Magnoliopsida, Poales, Poaceae. Bases 260 to 1120 code for a protein of 286 amino acids.